AAAAGUCGUGCCAAUUCAUUCUAAAUUCAGCUUUCCAGGCGAGAGCAAGUCAGCCCCCACAUUCGUCUGCUCAUUUUCGAAAGGAUAUGCCCCGUCAACGCUCGGAAAGUCCGCGAUCCACAGGAUCGAUGCGCCGCCAAAGCAGUCGGAGCAGCCAUGUCUUCGCCACCAAGACGCCACGUGGCAGCAGCAAGGAUCUGCCGGCAGUGCAGCAGCCCAAGAAGGAAUCCCUGCCAGCUGCAGCUCCUGCUGCCUCGGCAGCGCCCUCCACAGAGGCAAAGGGUCCCACGGCAGGUGAAAGGUUCAAGGACAUGGCCACCACCGCUGCUGGCGUGGCAGCAGGAUCGGCUGUGGGUCACGCUGUGGGCGCAGGACUCACCGGAAUGUUCCAGGGGCGUGGUCAGGCCGCAGCCCCGGCAAAGGAGCAGCCUCAGCAGGAGGCUGCGCCAUCGGCAGCUCGAUCUCAACUGGUGGAGGAUGGACCCUGCGCCUUCGAGCUGAGGCAGUUCCUCAAGUGCACCGAGGACAACAGUGGGGAUCUCUCCGCUUGCAGGGAGUUCAACGAGGCAAUGCAGCAGUGUCGGCGGCGCUACAACGUCUGAGACUCAAUGCAAAGGUGAUCCGGAUCAGAGAAGCUAAUCACAGAGUUAUUCUAGCACAUAUAUAUUGAUAUAGCGAUAUAUGGCUACCUGAAAAUAGACAUUUUUCGAAAAAUACAGCAUAUUACGGUGCAAAUUCAAAAAUGCAAACUUUUUUACACCCGUAGAAACGUUCUAAACAAUCGCCAAUCGAUUCUGAAAAAUUUGAAUUUUUUUCGAUUUUUGCAAAAAAUGAUGAUGGUACCCCUUACAAAAAAGUCAAAAUUUUGAAAAAAAAUUUUUUUCUAAAAUUUUAAAAUUAUGAUUGCUGAAGUCAAGAAAUGAAAAAAAAAUGCAUUCCCCGACUUUGGAGGUCGAGUUUGUGAAAUUAGAGGCCAAAAUGUCUUCGGAAAACGGAAAAUACACAUAUUGUUAUUCCCAACUAAAUUAUGAUAUUCCUCGUUGCUUUUUGUGCCUCGGAUUGGUGCCAUUUUUCAAUUUCGAUUAACAAUUUGAGCAAUUGCCUUCAAUUUUUUACAAGGACCCCUUCAGCGGGGCAGAAAGCGUCUUCGGAAGGAGAAGGAAAUUAAUUGGCAUUAUGCGGGCAGCCAUCAACCAGAACGCAGAUCCAUCCAACUCAUCCCCGAGCUGCAGGCCAUCCAUCUUGCUUGCGAAACAUUAUUGAUGUUGAUUGAUAUAUAAACAGUGGCUGGUACCGAACCGAAAGAGUAGAAAGUAGGGCCGAUUAAGUUGUAGCCAAAACAAUAAACAACAUGAAAUAAG
Drosophila santomea is the source of this 1361-nucleotide messenger RNA. Its product is annotated as coiled-coil-helix-coiled-coil-helix domain-containing protein 10, mitochondrial. The transcript has a single exon. Bases 87 to 602 code for a protein of 171 amino acids. Gene Ontology annotation, cellular component: nucleus; mitochondrion. NCBI's taxonomy places the organism in Eukaryota, Metazoa, Arthropoda, Insecta, Diptera, Drosophilidae. Gene Ontology annotation, biological process: mitochondrion organization. The record is from RefSeq and is a predicted model, not a curated record.